AAACGGUGCUGCUCCCUCGCUGCGUUUGGACUCGUAGCGGAGAUAUGCAUCUCUUUUACAUUUCUUUAAUCACAAGUUGACCAGUUUAAGGAGACAUGUCCGCUCAAGGGUUGUUAAGCAGUGUUUUCUCAUGCUCGCUAAGCCCCAAAACUCGUUCCAAACGGAGACUAAUACAGACCAGGAGUUUGGACCCAGCGUUGAUGGGACAUUAUGGUACCGACGCCGAGGAGACAUCGUUUCAGGGCGACUUUACCUGGAACAGCGUGUCAGGACGUAACGUUGGCCUGAAGCCCGUCCCUUUGCAAAGCCUCUCAGAGUUGGAGAGGGUUCGUCUCCAAGACGUGGCCUUCAGACGAUUGCUUCGGGAUCGCGACCCGGGCUGCCACAUCACCAUCCCUAAAUAUGGCCACAAGCACAAGAAGUUACUUCGGCGGAAGUUGGAUUCAUUAUCUAAAGAGAAGAGUAAAGACAAAGAGACUGCGCCCCAGGCGUUUGGCAUACCACUAUCGCAGGUCAUAUCCAACGACCGCACACACAAGCAGCGGCACGAUCCCCCGCGGGAGGAGCACAGUGAAUUGAUGCUAUCCUUCCUCAACUUCAACUACAGCUUCAAAAGGGGCAACAAGGAGCUCUCCAGCAGCAACUCGUCCCUGAGCUCCACUUCUGAGACCCCUAAUGAAUCGCCUCUGCUCAGCACAGCAGACGCAGCCCCGCGGACACGCAGGAGGGGCGGAGUAUCGGUGGAUUGCAUCACUGAUCUGGAUGAUAACCAGUCUCGGCUCUUGGAGGCCCUUCAGCUCUCUCUGCCAGAGGAGGCAGCUGGCAACAGGAAGAAGCGCCGUGACAAAAAACUCAGCCUUAACCCGAUUUACAGGCAGGUGCCCAGGGUGGUGGAUGUCUGCUGCCAGCACCUGGAAAAACAUGGCCUGCGGACGGUUGGAAUUUUCCGUGUUGGAAGUUCCAAGAAGAGAGUACGACAGCUUCGCAAGGAUUUUGACCAGGGAUGGGAGGUGCAUUUGGAUGAGGAGCACAGUGUCCACGAUGUAGCUGCAUUGCUUAAAGAGUUCCUCAGGGACAUGCCUGACCCACUGCUAACCAGAGAACUCUACACGGUCUUCAUCAACACAAUGUUGCUGGAUUAUUCAGACCAAGAGAGCACCAUCCAGCUCCUGAUAUUUCUGCUUCCUCCCUGUAACAGCGACACGCUGCAGCGCCUCCUCUGCUUGUUGUCCACAGUGGCUGCACAUGCUGAAGACAGCUUGGACAGUGACAGACAAGAGAUCACAGGAAACAAGAUGACAUCACUCAAUCUAGCAACCAUCUUUGGACCCAACCUCUUGCACAAGCAAAAAAACUCAGACAAAGAGUUUGCAGUCCAGAGUUUUGCCCGUGCAGAGGAGAGCACAGCCAUCAUCAGUGUGGUCCAAAAGAUGAUCAAUACAUAUGAAACGCUUUUUACGGUUCCUGCUGACCUUCAGAAUGAAGUGCUGAUGAGUGUGCAAGAAACUGAUCCUGAUGUUGUGGAUUACUUACUGCGGAGGAAGGCCUCUCAGUACUCGGAGCCAGGCCUUCUUGAAGCAGGGGAUUCCUUCUCUCUGACUGAGAGAUGCGUAUCCAAUGACUCCUUCAAAGCAUCUAGUGGAGAGGUGUCUCCCUAUGAUAACAACUCUCCUGUCCUGUCCGAUCGACUGCUGUGUAAAUACCCAGAGGAUAGAAGUCCGCUCUCAGACAGGAACCCCAGACUGUCUGGGCAGUACAAAGACAGCGGCCAUUCUAAAGACGGCUCUGGCAGCACCUCUCCUACACUUUCUACAGAUAAAGAGGCCUCAACUGAUCAUUUCUGGGACACCUGGCAUGGACUAUUCAGCAAGGAGUUUACUAGCCAUCAUAUUACUGGGUCCCUCGGAGACGUGUCGGAAUGUGAGUCGUAUGGAUCUUCAGAGGGGCUGAGCAGUCACCAAGGUAACAACAAGCCGCCCGUCAGACGGUCACAAACCUCAUUGGGCGUGCUGGGAGUCAGGCCACACCCCCCAGUGACUCGCAGCUGCAGUGGUCCUCAUGACCAGAGAGGACAGAGACAACCUCAAUCAUCAUUACAUCAGGGAUUGAGCAGCCAAUCAGCAGCCCUCAGUUCUGGCAACUUAGCAGAAAGGACAGGACAGCCAGCAUGUCCAUCGCUUAAGUUCAGGACGGACGGUUUGUCUCCCCCUCACUACUCUGUACAGCUGAGGGAGACCCAUAUUUCUUACUCCACGCCCUCCCUCUUCACGUAUCAGCCUGACACCCAAACCCCACAGCAGUACCAGCAAAGCCCUGCCCCCCAGACUGUAGAUACCGCAGAUGCCUCUGGGCCUGGACAAGAAAAGGGCCCUGGUACACCAAACUGGCAGACGGAGAGGUGGCAUAUAUGGCAUAUACUGUCAAAAGACAAUGCAGACGCCCUGCCUGAGACGUUGGUGUGACCAUGUUGAACAAUACUGAAGAUAACUUCAGAUAACAGGAGCCAUUGUCCUGUCACAUCAUCAGAUGCCCAAAUGCUGUUUGUCCGUACAUGCAGUAUUACGUAAUGAUUCUCAUUGACAGACUGAUGGGACUUUACAUCAACCACCAUUUAAAGGUGAUGAUAGUGCUGUUAUUUUGAGUUUAACUGUUUAUAUAUUCAUAUUGUUGUGUGAUGUGAUGUUAACAUGAUGCAAAUUAUAUUUCUGGAGAAUAUUUUAAUGAGUUGUCGUCAUUAACACAGAGAUUUUUUGAAAUACAAUCAUCAAAAACUUGUAUUUAGACCUGAAUGUCAUAAAUAGACUUGAAUGGUAUUCAUUUGAAUUUGAAACCAUGAAUGUUUUUAAGAUGAAUGUAACAAUAUAAAUUCUGUUUAUGUUGUCAUAUUGCUUUAGAUGUGUACCGUAUCAUAUACUUUAGCGACUUUAACAUUCAGUUUUGUUACCAGCUCCUAAUUAUAAACUACUUCUGGAAAUGCUGCAGAAUGAGAAUUUAAGAAUUUGUGUAUCUUCUAAACUGUCGACACGUCGUACGUGUAGGAAAAUGGCUGCAUGAAAUGAAUUUGAAUCAUUUCCGUGGUAUGGUAUGAGACAAUCUCAAUUUAUCAUGAAUGGAAUUAGCAAUUGUAAAGUGGUGUAGGUCAGGACAUGCAUUUAAAAUUUACUUUUGAAUUCAGUAAGACCCUCUCUUCCUUCAGGGUUAGACGUUGUUGCCAGUUCUGCUAAUUUUUGCCCAUUGCCAUGUAAUUACCUAUAUCAUAGAUUUAUUUCAAAGUGUCCACAGCUACAGAGUAAAAAAUAUAAUUGCCAAUAUAGGAAAAGAAUGUAAAAGUCAGCAGGGUGCAUAUUGAAUUCCCAUAAGGAGAUGUGUUUUCCGGUGCAUGAUAACAAUCUAAUUUGACCCUUUCACUUAGGAGUUAAUUUAGGAAUCGACAUGAAGUUCAAUCAAAUGGUUACUUAAUUAUGGUGGGCAGCACAGAUUCUGCUCUCUAGUCAGAAAACAAUGAAACAAUUACCUGAAAUGGCCACAAGAGGGAAAUAUAAGACCAGGAAAUGGUUUUCACUUUCCUUUUACUUCCCCAAACUGUAAUCCUUGUGCAUUGUGGGUAUACAGUGGGUUUUUAAUGACUCAUUACACACUGAGCAGCUAUUAGUUCAGUUUAAUUCGUAUUAGACACCUUUUCCCACCAUGAUAGGGAUGGUGUUGAUUUCAUGUUGUAUGGAUGAUGGCUUUUGAUAUGUUCGUAAAGAUCUAAUCUUUCACUCUUGUCUUCUAUUGCUACUAUUGAAGAGUGCAUUUUCUUUUAUCAACAGUAAUCUUGCUUUAUGUGAAUAAAAAAAAAAAAGCCAGAUCUGAGCUGAGACAAUAACAGUAACAUUUACCACUAAGUAAACUUUUAAAGUACUGGAAUUGCAAGAAGUACCCACAGUAAGUAUGCAAUUAUGCAGGAAAUGGCUACCAUUGCAGUCUGGCACACAGAUUACAGAUAGUAUAUAACAAUUUAGGAAUGC
This is a messenger RNA of Anarrhichthys ocellatus (wolf-eel), 4010 nucleotides long. Its product is annotated as rho GTPase-activating protein 6. The coding region runs from base 96 to 2462 and encodes 788 amino acids. The record is from RefSeq and is a predicted model, not a curated record. NCBI's taxonomy places the organism in Eukaryota, Metazoa, Chordata, Actinopteri, Perciformes, Anarhichadidae. The transcript is spliced from 13 exons. Gene Ontology annotation, biological process: signal transduction.